Molecule: messenger RNA, 5738 nt
Organism: Oryza brachyantha (malo sina)
Lineage: Eukaryota; Viridiplantae; Streptophyta; Magnoliopsida; Poales; Poaceae
Product: formin-like protein 5
Exons: 18
Coding region: 350-5149 (1599 amino acids)
Source: RefSeq, a predicted model, not a curated record
AAAGCGAGCAGGAGGAGGCAGUAGAGAGGAAGCGAAGUCCCAAUCCCACGGUGCGUCCUCUCUCCACGCUCACCACCGCCGCGCUGCCGGGAGCGCGCGCGGCCGCGGGGAACCCUAGGCGGACGGCGGUGGGGGAGCCGGUCCCGAGAUCCUCGGAGUGGGGCGCGCGGGCGGCGCGCCCUCGCCUGAGCUGGCCGGCGGGCGGCGGGUGGGGCCCCCAUGCCUUUGGCGCCCCGAUCGGAGCCGAUCGGUGGCCGCGUGAGGCGUCGGAGCAGCUCGCGCGGCGCGGAGGGCGAGGAGUCGGCGGCGGCGGCGGCGGCGGCGGAGGAGGAGGAGGAGGGGGAGGAGGAUGGCGCUCUUCCGCAAGUUCUUCCUGAAGAAGACGCCGGAUCGGCUGCUCGAGAUCUCCGAGCGAGUCUAUGUAUUCGACUGCUGCUUCUCAACUGAUGCCAUGGGUGAGGAUGAGUACAGGGAUUAUUUGAGUGGCAUUGUUGCGCAGCUGCAGGACUACUUUCCAGAUGCAUCUUUCAUGGUGUCCAAUUUCUGGUCUGGGGACAAGAGGAGCCGGAUUUCAGAUAUCCUGUCGGAAUAUGACAUGACAGUUAUGGACUACCCGCAGCAAUAUGAAGGAUGCCCGCUGCUUCAGCUUGAGAUGAUCCAUCAUUUCUUGAAAUCUUGUGAAAAUUGGUUAUCAGUGGAAGGACAGCACAACAUGCUUUUGAUGCACUGUGAAAGAGGGGGAUGGCCAGUGCUUGCAUUUAUGUUGGCUGGACUGCUGCUAUAUAGGAAAACAUACACUGGUGAGCAGAAGACUCUAGAGAUGGUUUAUAAACAGGCUCGCAGGGAUUUUAUACAACAAUUCUUUCCAUUGAAUCCUCAGUCUUCUCAUAUGAGAUAUUUGCACUAUAUAACAAGACAAGGAAGUGGUCCAGAAUGGCCUCCUAUUAGCCGGCCCCUCAUCUUGGAUUCAGUAAUUCUCCACGUUGUUCCGAGGUUUGAUGCGGAAGGGGGUUGUAGGCCAUAUUUGCGCGUACACGGGCAAGAUUCAAGUCCUGGUAACAAGAGUUCAAAGAUCCUUUAUGAGAUGCCAAAGACUAAGAAACAUCUCCAGCGUUAUGGGCAGGGGGAAGUCCCGGUAAAAGUUGGUGCCUUUUGCCGCGUUCAAGGAGAUGUGGUUCUUGAGUGCAUUCACAUUGGUGAUAACCUUGAGCACGAGGAGACAAUGUUUAGGGUCAUGUUCAACACUGCAUUCAUUCAAUCCGACAUCCUUGGUCUGAAUCGCGAUGAUAUUGAUGUGUCAUGGAAUGCUAAUAAUCAGUUCCCAAGGGACUUCCGAGUUGAGGUAGUCUUUUCGGACCCUGGUUCUUUCAAGCCUGCUGCUGCUACUGUGGAGGAGUUGGAUGAUGAUGGAGAUGAGACUGAUGUUGCUUCAGUUGAUACGGGAGAGGAGUUUUAUGAAGCAGAGGAGGACUGGCAUGAUGCUAGAAGAGAUCCAGAAACACAGUCAAUUGAUAGUAGAACAUCAGUGGGUGAUGCAGAAUUGGAUGGUGGAGUGUCAAGUGAAGAAAGUGGAAGCCUAGAGAAGCACCGGGCCGAUGAGGAUGUGAAGAUAGUCAUCUCCCAGAAUUUGGGUUACAUGAAUGAUAGACCAGAAAGUGCACCUGCAGUAAGUUUGGGAAACCCUGGAGGUUUGCAGCAGGCGUGUGAGAAUCAGGAGAAGUCCAAAUUAAGCAACCAAAGUGACCAGGAGGACAAUGCUGUGCAGGACAUACAAGUGGUUGCUGCAUCUGUAGAUUCAGAAGGGCAGAAGGAGGACAUGAAAGGUGUAAUUGCACAAACUCUAGUCACCACAGUAGAUCCAAGUUGCAGUGAUGAAGUUCAGUGCCAGCCAGACAAAUCUGCAAAAGCCUUGAAAUACCCUGAUUUGGACUAUACUGGAUUCAACUCUCCUAGAACUUUGUCUAGUGUGGAUGAGGAUACCUGCCUGGGAACUAUAUCAAAUGGAGGACUGCAGAAUGCUGAUGUCAAGAUUAUUACUGAGAGCACAGUAAUCGUGGACAAUGAGCUGGUGGUCUAUGAAGAGAAAACUAUAGUUGAUAAUGGAAAUCUAAUGCAGGAAGUGAAAAAUGUUGUCAAUGAAGAGAGCGCUAUAUCUAAAUUAGAUAGAUCUGUUAUUGAGAGCAUGGACUCGCAAGAUAACAGUAAUCACAAGAUGGAGGUCGCUAAACCUGCUGACACAUCUGAUAGCAAAAUGGAGCAAACUAAUCUGAAAUCUGAGCUUGAAGAUGUCAUAUCUCUGAAGAAAACCACUGUGCAGAGCAGCAUUGUUGCGUUGCCAGCCAGUGAAAUAGCAACAAAAGUCAAAAUAAAGAGAGAAGAGUCUGGUGGCAGACGAGAUGUGGGCAUAUCUCUUCCUCAAAGUAAAAUAGAAGCUAGGGCUAAGAGCCCACGGAUAAGCAACGACAGAAGGCAAAUACCUAACAAAGUUGUACCCUCGAAGAAGAUGCCACUAGACAAUGAACCUGAGCCAGUUUUAUUGGAAGAAAAGCUAGGCAAUAGCGAACAAUCGGAAGAACAAUCAAUGGCAGUCAAACCUAAGACAAUACGCAGAUGGGUUUCACCCAAUAAAGAAUCUGAAAGUACCUCUGUGCAUAGGCCAUCUCAUCCUCCAUCCAGAUAUGAUAGUUCUCCGGCUGCACUAGCUAUCCAUUCCGUGCAUACAAAUAACAAAUUCAAUGCCGGCAAAGAUGCAUCUUUGGUAUCAUCAGGUGCACAAGCUGCAGCUCAUACUCCACCUCCACCUCCACCUCCACCACCUCCAUCAUUUGCUUCUUCAAGUUCCUUAUCAAAUCAUUUGGGGUCAGCUACAAAGCAGCAGCCACCACCACCGCCACCACCUCCUCCUCCUCCGGCUUCAUCAUGCUUGUCAAGCAUUCCUCCCCCUCCCCCUCCACCUAUGUCUUUUGGGGCACAAACACGAACUUUUGCCCCUCCCCCUCCACCCCCUCCUCCACCUCCUAGGUCAGGUGUUGGUGGAAAUGCUCCACCUGCACCUCCUCCCCCGCCUCUACAGUCAAAUGUUUAUGCUAUUUCUCCACCUCCACCACCGCCACCACCUCCAGCACUGAGGCCAAGUUCAGGCGCUCCAUCCCCAUCCCCACCACCACCCCCACCACCACCUCCCACGGCUCCAUCCUCUCGAACAUUUUCAAGUGCUCCUCCACCACCACCUCCACCGUUACGGUCCGCUCCUCCUCCACCACCGCCGCCGCCAAUCUCGCAUUUUAAUGCUCCACCGCCUCCAACAACACGUUCUAAUGCCCCUCCUCCGCCGCCGCCACCGCCUAUCACACGUUCAGGACUGCCACCUCCGCCCCCUGGCCCUCCACCUCCUCCACCACCUCCAGGUGCACAUCCAGGUCCUCCACCUCCUCCACCACCUCCAGGUGCACGUCCUGGUCCUCCACCACCUCCACCCCCUCCAGGUGGUCACCCAGGUCCUCCACCACCUCCGCCUCCACCAGGUGGUCGCUCAAGUGCUCCACCUCCUCCACCCCCUCCAGGUGGUCGUGCAAGUGCACCACCUCCUCCGCCCCCUCCAGGCACACGUCCGGGAGCUCCACCUCCCCCACCUCCGCCUGGAGCUGGUGGGAGAGCACCACCACCACCACCUGCUCCUGGGGGAAGGCUUGGUGGUCCUCCACCUCCUCCUCCAGGUGGGCGUGCACCAGCUCCUCCUAGAGGACCAGGAGCACCACCACCUCCAGGAGGCAAUCCUAGUGCUUUAUUAGGUAGAGGACGUGGGGCAAUACGUGCUUCGGGAUCAGGUUUUGGGGCUGCAGCUGCACGGAAAUCAACAUUAAAGCCAUUGCAUUGGAUCAAAGUGACAAGGGCUAUGCAAGGAAGUCUAUGGGAAGAAUUACAGCGAAAUGAUGACUCACAAAGUGUUUCGGAGUUCGAUUUGUCAGAACUGGAAAGCCUAUUUCCAGCAGCUGUUCCAAAAUUGGAUGACAGCUCUAAAUCUGACUCACGCCGAAAAUCUCUUGGUUCAAAGCCAGAAAAAGUUCACCUAAUUGAGUUGAGGAGGGCAAACAACACAGAGAUCAUGCUGACAAAAGUGAAGAUGCCACUGCCAGAUUUGGUGAGUGCGGCAUUGGCUUUAGACCAAUCUACCUUGGAUGUUGAUCAAGUGGAGAAUCUCAUAAAGUUCUGUCCUACGAAAGAAGAAAUGGAACUUCUCAAGAAUUACACUGGAGAUAAAGAAAAUCUCGGUAAAUGUGAACAGUUCUUCCUAGAAUUGAUGAAAGUGCCACGAAUGGAGUCAAAACUGCGGGUGUUCUCCUUCAAGAUCCAGUUUGGUUCACAAGUUGCAGAUCUUCAAAAAAGUUUGAACACCAUAGACUCUUCAUGUGAUGAGAUUCGAAGUUCUCUCAAGUUAAAAGAAAUCAUGAAGAAAAUUCUCCUCCUUGGGAAUACGUUGAACCAGGGUACUGCUAGAGGUGCUGCAGUUGGCUUCCGGUUGGACAGUCUUCUAAAACUAACAGAUACUCGAGCAACAAACAAUAAGAUGACACUUAUGCACUACCUCUGCAAGGUGCUUGCUGCAAAAUCACCACAUCUUCUGAACUUCCAUGUGGAUCUUGUUAGUUUAGAAGCUACAUCAAAGAUACAACUUAAAAUGCUGGCAGAAGAAAUGCAAGCGGUUAGUAAAGGGCUGGAAAAAGUUCAGCUUGAGUAUGAUGCUUCAGAAAGUGAUGGUCCAGUAUCUGAGAUUUUUCGUAAGAAACUGAAGGAAUUCACUGACAAUGCUGGAGCUGAUGUGCAAUCUUUGUCUUCAUUAUUUUCUGAAGUGGGAAAAAAGGCUGACGCACUCAUUAAAUAUUUUGGUGAAGAUCCUGUUCGAUGCCCAUUUGAGCAAGUUAUCACUACGCUCUUAACAUUUGUAACAAUGUUUCGGAAAGCACAUGAAGAGAACCGCAAGCAAGCUGAGCUUGAUAGGAAAAGGGCUGAAAAAGAGGCAGAAGCAGAAAAGACUAAAGCACAGUUGGCUAGUAAAAAUGACUCUAAACCAUCAAAUCCAAGCCGACAAGCAAAACAAACGUUAGAUAAAACAAGAGCGGCAAGCAGACGAGUAAAAGAUACAGGAUGAUCCCACCCGUCCAAGUCUUAUGUGCUUCUGAUCUGCAUGCUGGGCGAAUGCAUGACCUGCUCGAUGCACGGGGUGGGCAAGAAAAGUUUGUGUGAAUGAUGCAGUCAUCAAUGGGAACAGCAUGGCUGCAGCAUAGCAACUGUAAAUGAUGCCCUCUACGUUCGCACCAGCGACGGCCGUUUUUUUUUCACGUCGGCCAGCAGGGCCCAGUGCUAACUUCCGACUGCUGUAAAGAAACUAACACUAACAGCAAUGCUAACUCCAUUCGUUUUUCUCUUGGUUUUUUAUGUUGUCCAUUCUUUCUAACCCCAUGGCAAAGUGCAGCCAAUGCUUCAGAAGAAGUACAGCUGGGUAGCUAGGUAGGAAUUGUACAAACAGGAAUAGGGAAAAUGUAGGGGGAACCUUGUGGAAUCGGAGAAAGUGUAGCUGGGAUCUAUACGAGAUGUAAACUUGCGUGUGCUUCACUAAUAUUUUCUUUUAGUGGAUGUACCAAGUUUUCCAUGAUUAAUGAAUGUAUCAGCUUCACCCUUGCUUGUGCAGCCAUUCGUGCUGUUUCUGCUUCCCUAAUUACUGUUUUAAUGGACAUCUG